This is a messenger RNA of Fusarium tjaetaba, 648 nucleotides long. RefSeq names its product trichothecene efflux pump. The record is from RefSeq and is a predicted model, not a curated record. The coding region runs from base 1 to 648 and encodes 215 amino acids. NCBI's taxonomy places the organism in Eukaryota, Fungi, Ascomycota, Sordariomycetes, Hypocreales, Nectriaceae. The transcript has 4 exons.
AUGGCCUACAACUCCUUGACCGUUCUCUGGCCUACAAUUAUCAGCACACUGUACACCGCAUAUUCCAUCAAAGUUGGCUGGCAAAGCUGCGUGAGUGGUGGUGGAGUUGUUCUGGGCCAGGCUAUGUCAGGUCUCGCUAUCGCCUAUGUUCCUCGCCUCAAGGUCCAGUGCACUGCUGCUCUUGUCAUGACUUUCAUCACGUCAACGUCUUCCAUUUCUCCUGACCGGUGGGGAACCCCAGAUAUCGGGAUAGCGUCUGGUAUUCUUGUCCUCGGGGGUGCCAUUUUUCAGGCUGUGUAUGUCGCUAUUCUCGGCAACGAGUUCCCGAGGAAGAUUCACAAGUAUGUGAUCCCGGCUGCAACUAGAUCUGGCCUGCCAACCAAGUCCCUACCUUCACUCUUUGAGACUAUUAACAAAGGCGAUUACUCAGAUGUACCCGGUCUAGGGGAGGAAAGAAAACUCGGGACCUUAACCCUAAGUGAUGAGAAUAUUAGGUUUGGUGUUUUCUUGCCCCCUGAGGCCGGUAGCAACAAGGCCAUCGUUGACUCAGUCGGAGAUGCCGUUGUCAAAGCCUACACCAGCGCUACACUAUGUCUUCUACGCUACUAUACCGUUCUCAUGCAUCAUGCUUGUCGCCGCUUUCGAUAA